AUGAAAUCCAAGUUUUACCAGCACUUGGGUGAAAUCCCCAACCCCAGUAACUGGGACGAGGAGGAAACCAAGACUGAGCCGGGGCCCUACUCCUGUGACUACGCAAUACACCAGGCUCCAGGAGAGGCCAUGUCCUUGCUGAGCGACCCUCUCUCAAUAGCAGCGCUGCUCUUUGCGUUGAGCCCCGGGGCCGACCUACCUGAUCUCCUACAUCACACACAACUCACACAGGCUACGUAUAACGAUAAGCUGCCGCAGCCUCAGUCGCAGUCACCACUCAGCUGGGCGGCUGGACAGGCAGCAGCAGCUCAGAGGGGAGGGGCCUGUUCCCCUCCCUGCGUCCAGACAGGGCCAGCGGCUGAGCUAAGAACCCAGCUUCCAGCCCCGAGCGACCAGCUCAGCAUGGUGCUAACUCUCCUACUGCCUCUGCUGGCCUCUCUCCAGAUGCUCCCCAGGCCGGUGUCCCCUCAAGACCCCGACCCGGCUCCCCAGCUCACCGUGUCCCCACAGCAGACUGUCUACGUAACUGGAGAAGCUGUGACCCUGACGUGCUCUGUGUCCGGGACGUCCAUUGUGUCCGGGGUCCGGUUCUUCAGAGGUGAUCAGGAAAUUCAACGGGAGGAACUCCCCUCACUCCAGUACAGUUACACCGACUCGAUUCAGCUCUCAGGGGUGUCUGGAUUGCGAGCUGUAGCGUACACCUGUGAAUCCUGGAAGACAGAGUCUGGGCGAGAAAUCGCAUCAGAGAGGAGCCAAUCGAUCUCCAUAGCAGUGACAGGCCCCAUCCCAGCUCCCCAGCUCACCGUGUCCCCGCAGCAGCUUGUCUACACAACUGGAGAAAAUGUGAUCCUGACGUGCUCAGUUGCCAGGGCGCCCACCAUAUCCGGGGUCCGGUUCUUCAAAGACAACCAGAAUAUCCAAUCCAAGAAACUCCCCUCACCUCGGUACAGAUACACCGACUCGAUUCAGCUGUCAGGGGUGUCUAGAGCGCAAGCUGGCGUGUACAGCUGUGAAUCCUGGAAGACAGAGUCUGGGCGAGAAAUCGCAUCGGAGAGGAGCCAAUCGAUCUCCAUAGCAGUGGCAGAUCCCGACCCGGCUCCCCAGCUCACCGCGUCCCCGCAGCAGCCUGUCUACAUAACCGGAGAAGCUGUGACCCUGACGUGCUCAGCUACAGGGGCACCUACCAUGUCCGGGGUCCGGUUCUUCAGAGACAACCAGAAAAUCCAAUCCAAGAAACUCCCCUCACCUCGGUACAUAUACAUCGACUCGAUUCAGCUGUCAGGGGUGUCUAGAGCGCAAGCCGGCAUGUACAGCUGUGAAUCCUGGAAGACGGAGUCUGGGCGAGAAAUCGCAUCGGAAAGGAGCCAAUCGAUCUCCAUAGCAGUGACAGACCCACUCCCAGCUCCCCAGCUCACCGUGUCCCCGCAGCAGCCUGUCUACGUAACCGGAGAAGCUGUGACCCUGACGUGCUCAGCUACAGGGGCGUCCACCAUGUCCGGGAUCCGGCUCUUCAGAUACAACCAGAUAAUCCACUCCAUGAAACUCCCCUCACCCCGGUACAGUUACACUGUAUCUUUUCGACUGUCAGGGGUGUCUGGAUGGCAAGCCAGAGUGUACAGCUGUGAAUCCUGGAAGGCAGUGUCUGGGCAAGAAAUCACAUCAGAGAGGAGCCAACACAUCUCCAUUACAGUGACAGACCCACUCCCAGUUCCACAGCUCACCAAGUCCCCACAGCAGCCUGUCUACAUCACUGGAGAAGCUGUGACCCUAACGUGCUCAGCUAUAGGGGCACCCACUGUGUCCAGGGUCCGGUUCUUCAGAGACAGCUGGAUAAUCCACUCCAAGGAACUCCCCUCAUCUCAGUACAAAUACUCUGAGUCAAUUCAACUGGCGGGGGUGUCUGGAUUGCGAGCUGGAAAGUACAGCUGUGAAUCCUGGAAGACAGUAUCUGGGCAAGAAAUCGCAUCGGAGAGGAGCCGACCCAUCUCCAUCGCCGUGACAGAACUGGGAUCAAUUUCUGAUGUCACCCUGACCCCCUACCGGCACCAGUUCACCAGGAUUCCUACGGCCCAUGUCUAUGGGAGGGGAAGGUGCUGCUCUGAGGUGCUCGGGCCCCCAGCAUGA
Molecule: messenger RNA, 2124 nt
Organism: Mauremys reevesii (Reeves's turtle)
Lineage: Eukaryota; Metazoa; Chordata; Testudines; Geoemydidae
Product: peroxidasin homolog
Exons: 10
Coding region: 1-2124 (707 amino acids)
Biological process (GO): cell surface receptor signaling pathway
Molecular function (GO): transmembrane signaling receptor activity
Source: RefSeq, a predicted model, not a curated record